Messenger RNA from Striga asiatica, 1465 nucleotides. The record is from the annotation of a GenBank genome assembly. Lineage: Eukaryota; Viridiplantae; Streptophyta; Magnoliopsida; Lamiales; Orobanchaceae.
AUUUAAUUUUCUCAAUUGCCAAAUUGCUUACCGUUAAAGAUCGAGCUAUUCAGGUAAAUAAAGAACAUUCCCAAACACGCCCUCCACCAGAUUUUUCUUCAGUUUUUCGCCAUAAAAACCUCACCUUUGAGAAAAAAAAUCUCAUCACUCUGCAAAAAAAGCCCAAAAUCCCUUUUCUUAAUUUUCACAAAAAAUGGGCGUCGAUUACUACAACAUACUCAAGGUGUCGAGGAACGCGACGGAGGAGGACGUGAAGAGGUCGUACAAGCGGCUGGCCAUGAAAUGGCACCCGGACAAGAACGCCGUGAACGCGGCGGAGGCUGAGGCGAGGUUCAAGCAGAUAAGCGAGGCCUACGACGUGCUGGGCCACCCGGAGAAGCGGCAGAUCUAUGAUCUGUACGGUGAGGAAGGGCUCAAGUCCGGCGCGUACCCGCCGCCGCCGCCGGGGUCGAAGGACAGGGAUUUUGGGGGCGGCGGCGGAGGGGGGAGGGUGUUUAAGUUCAGCCCGAGGGAUGCGGAGGAUAUUUUCGAGGAGUUUUUUGGUGGGUUGGAUGGGGGGGAAGGGAAGGGUUCCGGCGGCGGAGGUGAAGGCGGCAGUGGUGGUGGCGGGAGGUUGAAGAAGGCGGCGGUCAUGGAGACCAAGCUGCCGUGUAGCUUGGAGGAGCUGUAUAAAGGGUCGAGGAGGAAGAUGAAGAUAUCGAGGGUUGUACUUGAUGCUUCAGGGAAGCCAACCACUGUUGAGGAGGUCUUGGCUAUACACAUCAAGCCCGGUUGGAAAAAGGGCACGAAGAUCACAUUUCCCGAUAAGGGCAAUCAGAAAGACGGUUUUGCCCCUGGAGACCUAAUUUUCGUUGUGGACGAAAAACCCCAUCCCGUUUUCAAAAGGGAUGGAAAUGAUUUAAUAAUCCAUCAAAGGAUCUCUCUACUCGAUGCCCUCACAGGUAAGACUCUCAAAAUCGCAACUUUAGAUGCUCGGGAUAUAACUGUGCAAGUGGCAGAUAUUGUUAAGCCGGGAUAUGAAAUGUUGAUAAAAGAUGAAGGCAUGCCUGUUUCGAAAGAACCCGGAAAAAAAGGGAAUUUGAGGAUAAAGUUUGAUAUUAAGUUCCCAUCAAGGCUUAGUGCAGAACAGAAAUCGGAUCUGAGGAGGGCCUUGGGGAGGUCUAAUGGUUAGUUAAACUCUGUUUAUGGAUGUUGAAAAAAACUACCAAGUGUAUAUACUUUAAUCAUACUUCAAACUAGAGAAGAUGUGCAUAUUAGGAGGAAAUAGAUUUGGGUUUUGUUUGUUUGUUUUGUUAUCGUAACUUUAGCUUCUUUAUGAAGCUGCUGCUAAGUAAGACGAACAAUUUUGCAAUCGCUGAGCAAUGUAUAAAAGUUUGAGUAUUGCUUGUUUACUUAUGGAGAUGAUGAGCUUGUUAACUGUAUUAUUGAUUUAUUUAUUUUUUAUGUGGCAUUUCUUUGAGUUAUU